Messenger RNA from Sinocyclocheilus grahami, 719 nucleotides. Its product is annotated as proteasome subunit alpha type-6-like. The record is from RefSeq and is a predicted model, not a curated record. The transcript has 4 exons. Lineage: Eukaryota; Metazoa; Chordata; Actinopteri; Cypriniformes; Cyprinidae. Gene Ontology annotation, cellular component: proteasome core complex. The coding region runs from base 26 to 442 and encodes 138 amino acids.
CAUGUUAGUGUAAGUUCACAUAUGCAUGUGUGUGUGUGUAGCUGACAGCCGCUCUCAGGUUCAUCGGGCUCGCAUCGAGGCGGCCGAGUGGAAGUAUAAGUUCGGUUAUGACAUCACGGCGGACAUGCUGUGCCGGCGUAUGGCGGACAUCUCUCAGGUUUACACGCAGAACGCAGAGAUGAGGCCGCUGGGCUGCUGCAUGAUGCUGAUCGCGAUGGACCCUCAGACGGGCCCCGUGUUGUACAAAUGCGACCCGGCUGGGUACUUCUGCGGCUUCAGGGCCACCAGUAUGGCUAUCUCGUGUUUGUCUUCUGUGCUUUCAAUGGACUUCAAAAGCACUGAGCUGGAAGUGUCUGUCGUGACCAAAGAACAGCCCAAAUUCAGGACUCUGUCAGAAGCAGAAAUCGAGCGUCAUCUGGUGGCGAUCGCAGAGAGGGAGUAACUGUCAGGUUUACCUUGUUUUUACCAUUUGCUCAUCAGUCCUCCGCUCAUCUUUGACUGUAUUUGGUGUGUGUUACUACUGAAUGACAAAUCCUCCCUCUUGUACUAAUUAUCAAAUAAAGCAUCAUUUUGUGAUUCUAAACAGCCUCAGAGAGUAAUAUUGACUCUGUCUGAUCCUGCACUAAUAUCAUGAUGUCAGAGCUGAGGUCUGCUGCUUCUCCAGCUGCUGGCGCCAGAGACUCACUCUCAGUGUACAGACCUCUCUCCUGCACUGUUUG